CGUCAUCAACACGCGUCCGCUCGGCGUGCUUGUGCGACUGUAUACAGUCAGACAUCAGGUGGUAAAAUUGUGAAUAAAAAAGCCUUCAAGAUGCCGAUGAAAGGACGGUUUCCCAUCAGGAGGACUCUGGAGUAUCUCCAGAAAGGAGAUAUCAUCUUCAAAAACAGAGUGAAGAUCAUGACGGUGAACUACAACACGCACGGAGAGCUGAGCGACGGAGCAAGAAAGUUUGUGUUCUUCAAUAUUCCUCAGAUCCAGUAUAAAAACCCCUGGGUCCAAAUAAUGAUGUUCAAAAACAUGACGCCGUCACCGUUCCUGAAGUUCUACCUGGAUGACGGGGAGCAAGUGCUGGUGGACGUCGAAGGGAAAGACCACAAGCAGAUUUCACAGCAUGUUCGGAAGAUUUUGGGAAAAUCAGGGGAAGUGCUGCAACGGGAGGCUCAAGCCAAGAUGCAGGCGUCCAACCCCGCCAACUUCGGGCCAAAGAAGUACUGUCUGAGGGAGUGUAUCUGCGAGGUGGACGGCCAGGUGCCGUGUCCUGGCACCACGCCGCUGCCCAAGGAGAUGACGGGCAAAUACCGAGCGCAGAUGGCAGCGUCGCAGGAGUGAGAAUCUGCGGAGCGCAACGGACUCCUGAAGAUUUGCUCCAAACGUCUUCGCAGCGUUGUGACUUUUUGUUUGGUUUUUUUUUUUAUACGACGGCAUGAAAGCGGCGGCGCUCCCCGGGAGCUGAAACUCUGGACCGCGUUCAAUAACCCGACUUCACUGCUCGUCUUUGAGCAGAACGUGUUUAACAGAGGAACUCCCCCACCGAUGGUUCAGCAGAAAACCGGAGCAGGACACUGUCAUGUUAAGAAUAUCCAAAUAAAAGCCAGAUUCGC
Messenger RNA from Salarias fasciatus (jewelled blenny), 881 nucleotides. It is a transcript of the gene mrps25, whose product is annotated as mitochondrial ribosomal protein S25. Gene Ontology annotation, molecular function: structural constituent of ribosome. The record is from RefSeq and is a predicted model, not a curated record. The coding region runs from base 91 to 609 and encodes 172 amino acids. NCBI's taxonomy places the organism in Eukaryota, Metazoa, Chordata, Actinopteri, Blenniiformes, Blenniidae. Gene Ontology annotation, cellular component: mitochondrion. The transcript is spliced from 4 exons.